Messenger RNA from Hyaloscypha bicolor E, 664 nucleotides. RefSeq lists its product as uncharacterized. Lineage: Eukaryota; Fungi; Ascomycota; Leotiomycetes; Helotiales; Hyaloscyphaceae. The record is from RefSeq and is a predicted model, not a curated record. Bases 181 to 585 code for a protein of 134 amino acids. The transcript has a single exon.
GUAGUCCUUGGCCUUCUUCCUCUGUUGAGAUACGGUCUUAUGGAACGAUGGGAAUGAUUUUAUGAAAGUAUGGAGUUUGGAUAAUCUGCCAAAUAGAACAGUAGCAUUCGAACGCUCCCGGACUGAGUGGUUCGUGGACUAGGCGCAAGACUUGAUUUUGAGCUGGAAGUCGCUCGUAGAAUGAAUGGAUGGAUCUCACAAUGUGUUUCGUCAUGCCUGCAUUGGCAGCAGGGGGAGGCUUUUGGUAGACAUGUGAAGACGAUGGGUGAAGGGGAGCCUCUCCGCGGAUGGACGAGAAAAUUCGGAGUGUCACAAUACUCGAAUUCUUACUUCCCUAUGAAGUUUUUCAAGAAGCAAGUUUCUGGAGAUCUUGUGUCGUUUAUCUUGUGGAUGGACGGGAGAUUUUGGAAAAUGAAAAUAGCGAUAACUGUGGGCCGAUUCUCGAAUAUGCAACUUCAAAUUCAAUACCUAGUGGAAAGAGUUCUUUAUUGUGCCAAUUAUUGGAAGACUCGAAGCGGGUGGUUGGAACGUGGCGUCUGCGGCAGGUACCUCUGUGUACCAAGCAUCGCAAUUGAUGAGGAAUAACAAUUCCGUAUGGCAGCGACUACAAGAAAAUGACAAAAUGACUUCAAGGCCAGGGGAUCUAUCAUUUCCGAAAAACCAG